This is a messenger RNA of Canariomyces notabilis, 1306 nucleotides long. Its product is annotated as HET-domain-containing protein. The transcript is spliced from 2 exons. The coding region runs from base 255 to 1094 and encodes 279 amino acids. NCBI's taxonomy places the organism in Eukaryota, Fungi, Ascomycota, Sordariomycetes, Sordariales, Chaetomiaceae. The record is from RefSeq and is a predicted model, not a curated record.
GCCAGGCCGGAUGCCGGCUAUGCCAGAUGCUUUGGGACAGCCUCCCCGAGGACUGGUGCGACGAGCAUAUGCACCGCCAGCCAUUAAACGGUUGGACUAGCUUCAGUAUUUCCGAGAUUGAGGACCCUCCGCCACCUAUCGAAGGUCCUUCUGGAACUUUGAAAUAAAUACUACGCUUCAACUUCCAUCGGCACGAAAGGGAUGAUUUUGUAGACGUGAUAUCAUCCGCCACAUUCUGGGAGGCGAAGAUUGGGAUGGUGCCUGCUGCAGACGUGGAUCUUACCGCUAGUUUUCUCUCGACAUCUCGAAGCACAUCUUCCUCAGAGACACUAAGGCAGGCUAAAAGGUGGCUGAGUGACUGCGAAAAGUAUCACACGCUUUGUAGCGUGCCUGUCUGGUCAGCUGGACGCCCUCCAACUCGCUUGCUCCACAUUCAGCACCCGGAUAUCGUUCGACUCUCCACGGCUGACCAUGCUGGGGUCGUUUACGCCACAUUGAGUCACUGCUGGGGAACCUCUACUAUUAUCAAGCUCGCAACAGAUUCGUUCACAUCAUUCGUAGAGGGGGUUGACAUCUCGCGAUUCCCAAAGACCUUUCAACAUGCCAUCGAGGUGACCAGGCACUUGGGCAUCGAUCACAUCUGGAUUGAUUCCUGUUGUAUCAUCCAGGACUCACUUGACGACUGGCGAACGGAAUCUGCCAAUGUGGGAGCUAUCUAUACUGGCUCGCGCCUCAAUUUAGCCGCGACGGAUUCAUCGGACAGCUCUGGCGGCUUGUUUCGAAACCGGGAGCCCGGCAGCCUAUCGCCGUGCAAAAUCAACGCAACAGAGACCGCAUUCGACACUGGGGAGUACUACUUCUUAUCACCAGUGGCAUGGAAGCGCGAUGUACACGACGCUCGUCUGAAUUCGCGAGGCUGGGUCUUCCAAGAACGAACACUGGCACCGCGGGACUGCAUUUUGCUAAAAGCCAAGUUUACUGGGAGUGCAGGAAGUCCGUUUCUUGGGAAGCCUUGCCCCAAGCGCUACCAAAACCAAAUCCACUUGGGAUUGGGCACUACAGCCAACAUCAGCUCGCAGCGCUCUACCGUUUAAGGUGUCAAGAUAAUUCGCCUGAGCUUCUGAGACGGUUUGUAUACGAUACGUGGAACAGCUUUGUAACUGGCUACUCUCCAUGCAACCUGACGUUUGAAACCGACAGACUGGUUGCAACCUACGGUUUAGCAAGGCUGAUUAGUAGCUUUCUGGGCGAUAACGGAACUUACCUGGCAGGCUUGUUCCGCGGGAACCUGAUACGCCAGCUUUGC